This is a messenger RNA of Lytechinus pictus (painted urchin), 1288 nucleotides long. RefSeq names its product muscle segmentation homeobox-like. The transcript has 2 exons. The record is from RefSeq and is a predicted model, not a curated record. NCBI's taxonomy places the organism in Eukaryota, Metazoa, Echinodermata, Echinoidea, Temnopleuroida, Toxopneustidae. Bases 299 to 1288 code for a protein of 329 amino acids. Gene Ontology annotation, molecular function: DNA binding.
UCCUUUCUAUCUUUUUCAUUGCCCCUUCCUCUCCAUCUCAUAAAAGCUAGUGCUACAUCACUUAAUGAAGCGGCAAAAGUUGUCUCAUUUAAAUAAGCGUUUGCUUCCUCGUCACCAUCAUUAUAUAAUGGUGCAGUUGCUGAAUAGCAAGGUGUCAAAUAUGGCCUGGUGAUAUUUUGUCAAAAACUUCGGGUAUUCGAGACAGUAUAUCGAAGUGCAAAUUUGUGGGCCAUCUUUUAAAGCAAGGGCUUUUUCGCGUAGCUAACCGACUUUUGAGAUUUUUGCCGACCUCUUGAAAAUGAUGACGACGACGGAUGUGAUGUCGGAGCCGAGAUCGGACAAUGAAUCGGCGGAUUUUAGCGGUGAUAAUAUGUCAGGAGAUGACAUGGACGAAAGAGCAUCACUAGACUCUUGUCGUGAUGAUCAACAAUCACCGUUAUCAGUGUCAUCACCACCCCUUCAUCCUCAUCAUCACAACGAAAAUUUUCACCAUCUUCAUCAUCAUCAUCUUCAUCACAACAAUCAUCACUUUGAACACAACUUUCCUGUUGGUCACGCACCUGUCUUGAUACCCACACCACACCAACACCUCAUCGAUCACCGAAACGAAAGUCACCCAGCAUCAUCUUCGAGCACAACCAGGGCUUCGUUUUCCAUCGCAAACAUCCUCAGUGGUGAUCAUACUUCAACAUCGAACUCGAAAACCGAAUCAAAACUUGACAACGAUAUCACAGACAAGAACAACAAUAAUAACGAAUCAAGAUUAGAGCGUUCUCAUGGAAAAUCUGAAAAUGAGGACUUGUCGAAAUCAAAAUCGUCAUCAACACCAACUCGUGGCGUGGUCAGACCUGAAAGGGAAGGUGGAGUUGGUGUAGGUUUGGUGAGACCGACAGCGGUGCGCGAGCUCGGGCCCGUUCCACCCGUUGGCCCGAUGAUGCCGAAUGGUCUGAACGUAUCGCCGCUAGCAUCUCCGCUGGCUGAAUACCACUACCAGCUAGGUGUACCUCACUCAUUGACGGCAGCGGCUGCUACUCCGUGGUCACCCUGGUGUCAGCCCGCUGGCUUCGGAAGGCCUCCCGUAUCAGGUCCUAAACCAGUUGGAAGAAGACCGAGGAAGCCGGGAGUUGAUCGGAAACCCCGACAGGCCUAUUCAUCCAAACAACUUGAACGACUUGAAGAAGAAUUCAAAGCUGACAAGUACCUGAGUGUAAGCAAGAGGUUGGAGCUGAGCAUGUCACUCAAUCUCACUGAGACACAGAUUAAAACAUGGUUCCAGAACAGACGGUAA